AUGGAAGAUCCUGAGGAAGAAGAAGAAGUGGAAGUAAAUGGGGAAGAUCUUCCAGGAGGCUUAGGGGAUGAUGGUGCCAAAAAGUUCCUUGUUAAUGGGGAACAAGAAACUAGUAUUCCCCACGUUCUGCCGAAUCCCCAAACAUUUGUAGAACUUCUGCUUCUUCUUCUCUUCCUCCAAUCUUUCAGUUCGGAUCCUCUUCCUCAACCCUCGAAGCUCUCCAAAUCCGCUUCCCUAAACCCAAACACUUCCAAUUCCUCCUCCUCUUCCUCCAAAACUCAAACUUCCUCUUCCCUCUCCUCCCAUCUUGCAAUGGUGGAGCUCAGGUCGCGGAUCCUGGCUGCGCUCGCCAAGCUCUCCGAGCGAGACACCUACCAUAUCGCCGUCGAGGACCUCGAAAAGAUGAUCCGCGCCAUCUCCGCUGACGGCGUUCCGAUGGUGCUCAAUACCCUCGCCCACGACUCCUCCUUGCCCUCGCCCGGCCCUCAGGAUCCCGCCGGCUCCAAGAACGCAUCUUUUCUCAUCGCCCGGCGCGAGACACUCCGCCAUCUGGCGUUCCUGUGCGCCGCCCACACCGACGCGGCGUCCGCCCACCUCCCGAAGAUCAUCGGCCACAUUGCGCGACGACUCAAGGAUCCGGCCUCCGACACAUGCGUCCGCGAGGUGUGCCGUGAUGCUGCCGGCUCUCUUGCCGCCCUCUACCUCCGGCCCUUGGUGGCGACGGCGGCACAGGAGGAAGGCACCGGCGGUGGUGCCACUGGUGGGUCGUUUCCUGCAAUGACGCUGUUCGUGAAACCGUUAUUCGAAGCAAUGGGGGAGCAGAACAAGGCGGUGCAGGGAGGGGCGGCAAUGUGUCUCGCGAAGGUCGUCGAGUGUGGUGGCGGAGGAGGCUGCGGAGGUGGUGGUGGGGAGGGGGAAGAUGAGGGGAGGACGGCGGCGGCAGGCGGGGCGAUGUUCCAGAGGUUGUGCCCUAGGAUCUGUAAGCUGUUUAGUUGUCAAAGCUUUCUAGCCAAAGGAGCCUUGCUUUCAGUUCUCUCUAGCGUGGCAAAGGUAGGAGGUAUUCAUAUGCAGAGCAUGCAACAAGUGCUGCAAAGUGUUUGUGAAUGCCUUGAGAGUAGUGAGUGGGCUGCACGCAAAGCUGCUGCUGAUACUCUUGCCGUUUUGGCUUCAUACUCAAGCCAUUUGAUUGCUGAUGAAACUUCAGCGACAAUAGCUGCUCUUGAGGUAAAACCUGUCAGAGACAGUGUGACAGAAGCAUUGCAGAUAUGGAUGAAUAUUACAGGGCACCGUGAGAAUUCAACAUCAGGAAAUGCAAAAGAUUCUAAAAAUCCUGACAUAUCUGAUAAAGACGGGAUGACAUAUCUUAAAAGGUUUAGCCCAAGCAAAAGGUCAGAAUCCAAAAGCACAUAUAUUGAUUCUUCACCAACUGAAAAUGAUUCUAUACCCAAAGGAAAAGGUACUAACAUACCAGAGAAAGCAGUGGUAAUGUUAAAGAAAAAAGCACCAUCUUUAAGCGAUAAAGAAUUGAACCCAGAAUUCUUUCAGAAGUUUGAGAAAAGGAGUCAAAAUGACUUACCUGUAGAAGUAGUGGUACCUCGGAAGUUCUUACAAUCUUCUAAUUCACAAAAUGAAGAUGGAUCAAAAACAACUUAUAGUAAUUCAACUGGAACAUCAAACGGUUCUGGAGCAGUGCUUCAGGAACUAGGUGCUAAUGAACAUAACAAAGCAAAUUAUCAGAAUUCUGUGAAACGUGUAAGGGAUCACAAUAAGUUACAAGACUUGCUCAAUCUUGAUCAAGAUGCUGGGAUAGAUCAAAGAGGAUUCAUCAAAAAAGAAUCAAAAGCAAAAAACUCUGAUGUUGAUCGAUCAGAAGUCAUUGGGGAUCCUUCUCCUGGACGUGUCAACGUUACAAGAUCUGAUGUGCAUGUUGAAGGAUCCUUUGUAAACAACAAAGCAAAUUGGUCCACGAUACAGAGGCAGCUAACCCAAUUAGAGAGGCAACAAUCAAGUCUUAUGAAUAUGUUACAGGACUUUAUGGGAGGCUCCCAUGAUAGCAUGGUAACUCUUGACAACCGAGUCAGAUGUCUUGAGAGAGUUGUCGAAGAAAUGGCUCGUGAUUUGACAUUCUCAUCUGGAAAAAGAGGUGGAAACAUGAUCCAUGGGUUUGAUAGGUCUCCAGGUAGGUCUAUGGGCAAGUACAAUGGCCUACAUGAUUACUCCAGCUCUAUGUUGGGUAGGGGUGGCGAGGGGCGACUUCCUUUCUCGGAGCAGUUUUAUCAACAGGACAAUGUGGCUUCUGGAUUGAGGGGAAGGAGUUUCACUUGGGGGUUAGAAUCUGAAACAUGGGAUUCCUAUGGUCUUCCGAGAAAUGGUCCAAUGAACUCUAGAAGAGGCUAUGCGACUGUUCCAGGGGAGAGUUGGGUACCCCGAACUGAUCAUGAGACGAAUCAAUUCAGUGGCAGGCGGGGUUGGGAAAGGGGAUCUGGGCCAUUUAGGCUCGGCGAAGGGCCUUCAGCAAGAAGUGUUUGGCAAGCUUCAAAAGACGAGGCUACUCUAGAAGCUAUACGAGUAGCUGGAGAAGACAACGGAACUUCUAGAACCGCAGCAAGAGUAGCCGUUCCAGAACCAGAUGCCAAAGCUCUAGCUGAUGAAAAUCCAAGGUUAGACAAGGGGCCUCUUUGGGCAUCUUGGACUCGAGCUAUGGAUUCUCUCCAUGGUAGUGAUGUUGAUUCAGCUUAUGCAGAGAUUUUGUCUACCGACGACGACUUACUGCUGGUAAAGCUGAUGGAUAAAUCUGGUCCAGUCUUUGAUCAGCUCCGCGGUGAAAUUGCGAUCGAAGUCUUGUGUGCAAUUGGGCAGUUUAUUCCCGAAGAAAGUCUGUUUGAUAUUGCAGUGUCCUGGCUCCAACAGCUAUCGGAUUUCUUUGUCGAGAAUGGACCGGGCUUCCUCAACAUUCCUCUCGACUGGAAGAGAGAGAUCUUACUGAACCUCCGCAAAGCUUCAGCUCUCGAACCCCCGGAGGACCGGGAGGGGGCAUCACCAGAUCAACUAGCGAUGCGUUUGGCUUCAGCUUGGGAUCUCAACUUGCAACAGCUUAUCAAGUAGUGCACAGCUUGGGAUCUCAACUUGCAACAGCUUAUCAAGUAGUAGUGCACGUAACAAAUCUUCCUUUCAAUUUUUGGCCAAAUUGGUUAACCACAAUCAUAGGAGAUAGAGGUCAAUGGCGUAAAAGGAUUCAUACAGUCGACUUCACCUAGUGAGAAAAAAUUUAGUUAUUGUUGUUGUUGUUGGUUAACCACAAUCAUGUUAUAUACGUCAAUGAAUCUGAAAGGGAAAUAUAACCUUAUAUUACUGACGCGACAUUCAAAAA
Zingiber officinale is the source of this 3370-nucleotide messenger RNA. RefSeq names its product microtubule-associated protein TORTIFOLIA1-like. The coding region runs from base 1 to 3105 and encodes 1034 amino acids. NCBI's taxonomy places the organism in Eukaryota, Viridiplantae, Streptophyta, Magnoliopsida, Zingiberales, Zingiberaceae. The record is from RefSeq and is a predicted model, not a curated record. The transcript has 7 exons. Gene Ontology annotation, biological process: unidimensional cell growth; circumnutation; multicellular organism development. Gene Ontology annotation, cellular component: cortical microtubule, transverse to long axis. Gene Ontology annotation, molecular function: microtubule binding.